AUGAGUCCUUUAUCCGCCAUACUUGCUUCGCUCCUAGUAGCCAAUGGCGCCUUCGCUGCACCCGCUGUCAUCGCUCGAGAGACCCCCUCCGGCUUUGACCCAAAUAGCUACCAAAAGCAAUUCGUCCAAUGCAAUGCUGUUGAGCGCAGUGGACUUACACCACAGAACAUUACGUUGAAGCUGGGGUACCUCGAUAUUAACCCUACGGCAAAGAAAACUAUUGUCAUGGUUCACGGUUGGCCCAGUCUAUGGACCACGUACCGCAAUCAGAUCGAAGCGUUCGGGUCCGAGUAUCGAUUGAUUAUCCCCGAGAAUCGUGGCUACGGCGAUUCAGAACACCCAAAGGACCUCUACUCGUCUAACACUAUGGGCGAUUUUGUCAACGACAUUGAAUGCAUGAUGGAUAACGCCGGCGUCGCCUCAGGCGUCUGCAUGGGCAACGACUUCGGCGCCCAAGUCUGCUGGGAAGCCGGCCUCCUAAGCCCCAAUCGCUUCAAAGGUGUCUUUAACGUCGGCGUCCCGUUCAUAUCCUCCGCUCGUGAAUUCAAAACCAAUGAACAAUUUUCCCAAGUCGCCCCCAACCUCGGCUACACUUUCUACCUAUCCAAUAAUGCAACUGGGGCCAGCAAAGAGAUGGAUGCCGAUCCACGCUCUGCUAUCCGCGCUUGCGCUCAAAUUGCCGCUACUGUCCCUCCUCACGAUUUCUUAAGCAGCAAGACCAGUUUCCUAGAACCGUGGAACGAGUGGGAGAAAGAGAACAACGUUACCACGAUCCCAUUCUCUGGAAUCAUGAGCCAAGAGGUCGAAGAUUAUAUGGUGGAGUCGUAUCAAAAGCAGGGAUUUUUCAAUACUUACAAUGGCUAUCAAGCCAACAACCGCCUCGAAACCUACCUGAACCAGAAAAAGCUCGGCAAAACCAGCCUCUCGCAGCCCGCCUUCGUGCUCUUUCCUACACGCGAUCCAGUGGCUAAUUGGCAUGACUGGUCCCUGCAAGAGGAGUCGUACAAAUACUUGGCCAAUUUUUAUAAUGCCACAACCCCCUCGGCACAUUGGGCGCAUGAAGAGCUGCCAGAGGAAUUCAACCUCCAUUUUACCCAGUGGAUUGGCAACGUUACCUUCGACGCCUAG
This is a messenger RNA of Venustampulla echinocandica, 1128 nucleotides long. RefSeq lists its product as uncharacterized. The record is from RefSeq and is a predicted model, not a curated record. Bases 1 to 1128 code for a protein of 375 amino acids. The transcript is spliced from 6 exons. NCBI's taxonomy places the organism in Eukaryota, Fungi, Ascomycota, Leotiomycetes, Helotiales, Pleuroascaceae. Gene Ontology annotation, molecular function: hydrolase activity.